This is a messenger RNA of Amyelois transitella, 1907 nucleotides long. It is a transcript of the gene Nol8, whose product is annotated as probable RNA-binding protein CG14230. NCBI's taxonomy places the organism in Eukaryota, Metazoa, Arthropoda, Insecta, Lepidoptera, Pyralidae. Bases 109 to 1848 code for a protein of 579 amino acids. The transcript is spliced from 8 exons. The record is from RefSeq and is a predicted model, not a curated record. Gene Ontology annotation, molecular function: RNA binding.
AACCUUAAUCCUGAGUUAAAGUGGCAUGCGUCGAAGUUUUUAUCGUUUCUAAUUUGUACAUAUUUUAGUUUCAAACCUAAACUUACGUAUAGUUAACAGGUUUUAAAAAUGUCUCAUACGCGUUUAUUUGUGGGUAAUCUUCCGGAUAAAACUAGUAACGAAGUUUUACGGGAAGCAUUCUCAGUUUACGGAGAUGUUACUAACUUAGAAAUUAAAAGCAAAUCUGGUAGUAGUGACGAAAAAAAAUUUGCUUUCGUUACAUUAUCUGGCAGUAAUUAUGAUAUAGAAUCCUGUAUCAAACAUUUUACAAAUGAAAAUUUUAAUGGCAAUAAAUUGUAUGUAACUAGAGCUAGAGAGAGUUUCUUGGAGAGACUUCAACGAGAAAGGAAUGAAGCUCAACAAAAAGAAACUACCAAGAAAGAUAACCAUGAAUUUCUUCCUGAAAAAACCCCCAUUUUAAAAUUAAGCAAUAAAUUAAAUCCUCGAAAACGAGUGAAUGAUGACAAAGCAAUAAUUGACACAAAUCAACUACCAUUAAAGAAACCAUUUGUUUUUGAGAAAAGUCAAUAUUCAGAAUUACCUGCUGUCAGCGCAGGUGAUCCUGUUGACCAAGAAAAAGAUAAAAAGAAGCAAGAUUCUGACAAAAAGAGAAUGGAGUCCAUGAAAAAGAAGCGACAAGAGUUCAAACAGAAACAAAUGAUUAUAAAAACUGGUUUGAUUGGGAUAGACAAAGUUCAGAACAAAAAAAUUGUCUUCUCUGAUGCAGAGGAUGAUGAUGUGGAACAAAAUAUUACUACAGAUGUCAAUAUAUAUAACAAGAAAAGCACUUUAUUUGAUGAUGAUGAUGAUGGUGAUGGUGAACUUAACUUUGAAAUCAAAAAGCAAUAUGAAGGCAAACAGGGCCAAAAGGUUUUAGAUUUACAAUCAAGAUACAAAUCUGAUAAACGUUUCAUCUUAGAUGAGAGAUUUGUGGAUGAAGACAAGUCGGAAGAAGGCAGUUAUCAGCCAAAGCCACAGUGUACAGAGGAAGAGGUUGAAGAAGUUGUGCUGAGCCAAACUGAUGAAAAAAUAAAACAACUCAACAUUUUGCAAGAUGUUCUUGGUGUGGCUAUCAAAUCUCACAUCACACAGCCAAUUGAAGCUAAGGACAAAAAGAAAGCAAAACUAGGAAUGCUUCGUUUUGAUCCUUCACAACCAGAUCAUGCAAAAUUCUUAGCACCGAAAGAAGAAACAAAUCAGGAAACCUUGAGAAAGGUGAAAAAGAAAAAGUUAAAAGAAUCACUGGAAGAAAAACCAGCUCAACAGGAACAAGAGACAAAUAAGGUUGAGGUUUCCAAAGAGCAAUUUUAUAAAGUGAGUGAUUCACUGAAAGAGGCGAUUGCACAACCCACAACAUUUAGUCUCAGAAGUUUAUUUGGUACAAGUCAACCUGAUGAAAAAGAUAAUCCUGAGCAGGAUUCAAGUUUUAUAACAUUAGAAUCAAAAAAAGAAAAAAAAGUUAAAAAUCCAUUAGAUCCUGGUGAAAGGAACCCAUUUGUUUACGACUCAUCCGAGUCUGAUGAUGAAGCAGAAAGUAAAGAAACAAAACCACAGGCAACAGUGCCAACUACAGAGCCCAAAUCUGUUUGGAAAGAAAAUUUAUUUUUCUCAGAUAUUGAUAAUAGACUGAAGGAGGGUUUAGACUUCUUUAGUAGGCCACUGGAAAGUCAAGUAACCAAAGAAAGGAGAGAGUUGAAAUCUGUUAUGAAAAAACGUCUCUACAACAAGGAGAGAAAGAAUCAGAUGUUCCAAAAGAAAAUUGGUGGGCGGAAGAAAACUAUGAAAAAGACCUACAGGAAAAAAAGCUGAUUGUGAACUGAAAGAAGAACUGUUCUUAAAAUAGAAUCAAUUAAAAAACAAUUUACAAA